Saccoglossus kowalevskii is the source of this 1501-nucleotide messenger RNA. RefSeq names its product transcriptional adapter 2-alpha-like. Gene Ontology annotation, biological process: regulation of transcription by RNA polymerase II; chromatin remodeling. The record is from RefSeq and is a predicted model, not a curated record. Gene Ontology annotation, molecular function: chromatin binding; protein binding; transcription coactivator activity. Gene Ontology annotation, cellular component: nucleus; SAGA-type complex. NCBI's taxonomy places the organism in Eukaryota, Metazoa, Hemichordata, Enteropneusta, Harrimaniidae.
UUUGUACGCUACAUUUGCAAAGCUUACAUGAUUCUUGUCCGGUCUUAUACCUGAAACUAAUUACAAAAGGUUUUACUUCGAUGGUCGGUGGCACAUGAAAUGGCGAGCCCAGAUGACAGACCACCAUGUCCCGGGUGUUCUUCUUAUCUGAUCGAACCUUUUAUAAGAUGCGACGUUUGUGGUCCGCCUCUAUUUUAUCUCUGUCUUCAGUGUUUUUCUCGUGGAUGGGAAGGAGAUGGACAUGAAAAUAACCAUGCUUAUGAAAUCAUAACAAACGAUUUUAGCGUGUUAGAUCAUAGAUGGACUGCUAAAGAAGAACUUGCAUUACUGGAAGCAGUCGGUGACUGUGGACUUGGCAACUGGAUAGAUGUUUCUAAUCAAGUACAAACUAAAUCCAAAUGGGAAUGUGAGCACCAUUAUCUGAAUACCUAUAUUAUGUAUCCUAAGUCACCACUGCCAGUUCUACCCAUACCUGAUAUACCACAGCCAUCCAAGCCUAUACUGUGUAAAAUUUCAGAAGACCCACCCAGACCGGCGAAAGACUCCCAGAGAGCAACUGACAUGGCAGGUUAUAUUGCUGCCAGGGGAGAUUUCACAGAGGAGUAUGAUAACUAUGUAGAAUGGGAUGUUAAAGAUGUUUACUUUGCUGAUGAUGAUGAGAGGCUGUUAACCGCACUUAAGAUGUCAGUAGUACAGAUUUUUUACUCUCGCUUAAGAGAGAGACAUAAAAGAAAAAGGAUUACUUUCCAUGCAGGCACUAGGCUAUAUGAAAAGUUGAAAAUGAGAAGGGAAGAACAAAGAUACAAAUGUAAUAUGUUGACAGAUGUAUUGGGUUAUGUUGAAGAUCAGAAUGCUUGUCAGCAAUGGUUACAAAAACAGGCACUGCUGGAUAGUGGUCAGAUGUUCACUGUGUUUCCUUCUAUAAGUAGAAAAAGUGCACCUCCACUUGAUGUCAAGUCUUUCCCAGGUUAUGACAAACUGACUGAAGCUGAGAAAGAGAUGUGUGCACAUGUACGAAUCAUUCCAGAAGCAUACUUUGAAUACAAGAAGAUACUUGUCAGUGAAUGCAAUAAACAGGGAUUUCUACGACUCAAACAAGCCAGGAAUUUGAUUAAGAUCGAUGUGAAUAAAACCAGGAAGUUGUUUGAUUUCAUGGUACAGCAGGGGAUGCUCAACAUUAAAUGAAUGACGUCAUGACAACCAAAGCCGUGAACCUAUCUAUAAAUCUGUACACUUUUAAUUACUUGUACACAGCCUGUGCAUAUAACACCUUAAUGAAUUUAAAUAUCAACAUGGACAUACACAUUUUAUUUUUUUUAUUUUUACAGUACAAUAUAAUUUCAGUAAACUAUUAAUGAGAAUGCAAGGUCAUAUAUAUGCAUGGAAAUAUUUAAGUAGUCAUUUUUUUUUAAGCAUGUACAUAAAAGUUACCUUGAGGUUGAUUGCAAUGUAACUAAACAAAACAAUAAUAAACUGUAAUUGCUCAUAUGGAAGACAUUCU